Salvia miltiorrhiza (redroot sage) is the source of this 807-nucleotide messenger RNA. RefSeq lists its product as uncharacterized. Lineage: Eukaryota; Viridiplantae; Streptophyta; Magnoliopsida; Lamiales; Lamiaceae. The record is from RefSeq and is a predicted model, not a curated record. Bases 243 to 638 code for a protein of 131 amino acids. The transcript has 3 exons.
CUGAAAUUAGAAUGAGGGUCAAGUUAAAAAUGAAAGAAGAAACAAGUGGUAGACAAAGCUGAAGGUCGACAUGAGAUGGGCAUAUUUUCAAACAAAACGGUGGGCUUCUCAAAGUUAAAUCAAAGCACAAAAUUAAAGUUGGGGUCUCAUGCAGAUUGGGGGCCCCACAAAAGAAUCAAAAAAAGGUUAAACCCCAGAAUUUGUGCAAUCAAACUUUCACUGUUAGAGAAGAAGAUCCAAUCAUGCCAACUCCUUUUACACUUCUCACAACAAUAAAAACGACGCCUUUCCCCUCACCCUCCCCAUUUCUCAUGUCGUUCUUCCAAAUGGGCUUCCCUCCCAAAAAAGAUGCUAUUGGCAGAAAAAGCACGAGUAGUGAGAUCACAGAGAUGAGUACUGACGGCGGCGAAGAAGAAGGCGCCGCCGAUUUCUGGCCGGUUCAGCGCCCCAUUGCGCCGCCGCCGGGGGACAAACCGGUGGAGUGCCCCUUCCCUAACUCCAAUGAAUGGCGAUUUUGGAGGAGCUCUAAUCGGAAAGGUGCGGAGCCUAUGAGCAAGAGGCGUCAUAGCGUGAGUCACGACGGCGACCAUUACAAGCGCCUUCUUUUUCCUCACAAAUCACACUUCCACAAGUUUUAAUCAACUCAUUAUCAUACUAUUUACAUAUAAAUAUUAAUAUAUUGCUCACUUUCACCCUUGUACCAUUUACCUUCUACUUAAGUAUAUCAAUCUCACCACUUCUUCUGCUGUAAGUUUGUAACCUUUAUUUCUUUGGAGGCAAUUAAAGCAUACAUUUUCUUUUUGGUAA